Messenger RNA from Moneuplotes crassus, 3382 nucleotides. NCBI's taxonomy places the organism in Eukaryota, Ciliophora, Spirotrichea, Euplotida, Euplotidae. The record is from the annotation of a GenBank genome assembly.
UUUAGAGAAAAAUAGAGCAAUUCGCUAAGCAUGGAAAAAGUUCCUAAUAUUGAAAAAGUUAAGAAAUCUAAGUCCCAGAGUCGAAGAAGAAGGUUCAAGUUAGAGAAGAAGAAGCUUAAUGAACAAAAACAAUUCAAAAAAGAAAAAAAUUAUGAUAGCAGAGAUGAGAACAUUCUUUCUGAGAAGCCUUAUAUUUUAAUGGAAAAGAUUACCACCAAUCGGGAAAUCGUCAAAAUCACCCAAUUACAUCCUUCUCAUCAAAGAGAAAGUGAUUUUGUCACUGAGAUUAGAAACAAAUAUGAGUCUCCAGAGAAGAUUAAUAAGAUUUUGAAUGACUUUGAAGACAUUCGACCCCACUCCAAUUCAAACGCGACCAACACUCCAUUGGUUCAGAACUAUAGUAUCUCUGAUAGUAAGAAUAAUAUGAAAGAAUUGAAGCUCUUUUCAAGAGUUGAUAGUUAUCAGCCUACAAAUACUGUAUAUUUCAGCAAUAAAAUGCUACAAAAAAAUGCGAUUAAUCCAACUAUGCCUCUGUUGAAUAACUCAAAUUACUCGAAUGAGUACUCAAAGGAUGAGUCAAGAGCACUUAAGCAAAGAGGGAUCUUCACUUCUGGUACGAAUAACAGAUCCAAAGAUGCUAAUCGCUCCCAACCAAGGAAGAAGAGCAAUUUCGUAAAUCAUUCUCAAGGAACAGAGUCUCUGAGUAAAAGAAUGAAAAGAGCGGAUUUAAGCUCAUGGGGAGGAUAUGAUUAUAAGAAUAAUGAUAAUUGAGCACCAGAAGGGCAAUAUCAUACUGUUAACAAAGCAAGACCUCAACAUAUUUCUAAAAAUUCCAAGUUCAGUAAUAGAAAUGUUAAGAUAAAGCCUAUUGGAAAUAAGGUUAAAUUAAUCAAUAAGAAUUCGGUCAAUAUCUUCCUAGACCAAGAUGGGAUAGUAAGGCCUCUUUUUAACUGAGAAGAAAAUUUGGAUGACAGCCAAAGGAACAUUAAUUCUCCCAAGAGCAGAGGUAUGAGACACCAGUUGGAGAAAGAACACUCUUUUUCAAACGCCACUAACACUCAGACUAAUUAUUUUAAAAAGAGAGAAGAAAUGUCUGAGCACAAAGCUGCUAAAUCCAGUUCAUAUUCUCCGAGCAAGAAAAAUCUCAACAAGCUUAAUCACAAAGUUAUAUACCAAAAUAAGGAGGAUAAGUUCUUUUAUGAGAGAUCAAGCACAAUGGUUGCUGAAGUUCAACAAAACAAUGAUUCUUCGUUGAGUAUGAUCCCUUCUCGGAAGACCAAAAAGAUGGACAAGUUGAUCCUAGAGCAUAAUGAGAAUGCAAAGAAGUUCAUGGCACCUGCUAUCCAGUUUAAAAGACGAGUUAAUACAGGAAGUAAAAAUCCUCAGGCUCAGGGGAACCUUAACUGUAAAUCAAAGGUGAAAAAGAGACUGAAGUUCACUAUGAGAAACAACAAAGCUAUCUCUCCUAAAUGAAAGCCGAAAGAGAAGCCAUGUGACCUGACUUUCAAAGUGCAGGGUCUUUCUGGAUUCUUGAACCUAUCUAGUGAUGUAUACAACGACAAGACUCCAGCUAAUAUCUUGGAUGAUGUCUCUUCAAAAAUAAUUAUUACAAAGCCACAAAAUGCAACAAGAAACAAUAAGAAUUCGAGCAUUAAGAAGUAUUACAGCAAAGAGAGUGGCAGCAAUAAGGAUGGGUCAAACAGUCAAGUUCAGUAUAUGGCUCCUACUUAUAAAAACGGUGUAUUUUACUCGAAUAGUAACAAUACUACCAAUGAGAUCAAGAGCGAUUCAGACACCUUGAAUCUCUCUAAUACUUAUGCUGGAGAUGACUCUUAUUCUCCAGAAAAGAGAUUGGGUGAUGCUAGAUAUUUACAGCCUAAUCAUAUGCAUAAGAGUGUCCUUUCAAAGACAGCAUCUGAGCUACCUGGCAUGAAUGAUACUAAAAGGAUAAAAAUGAAAUCUCAGACAGAUCAUUUAAAUAUUCCAGAGAAUGACAUGGGACAAUCAUGAUUCUCAGAGUCUUCAAGUAGGAUGAAGUCCCAUCAUAACAUGAAGAAAAGCAGAUGCACUAUCAUCACAAAAUGAGAUGGGCCGAGGACUUGCCAAUCCACCCAGACAAAGAGGCUUUGAAUGAAAAGAAGAGCUGAAAUGGCAGGGAAGCCUAUUCUCAUAAUCAAUUUUCAUGGGGUCUUAGGAUGAUUGAGAAAAAGCAAUUCCAACAUUGAUGAUUUAUGUAAAGUUAAGAAAUAUUACCAACAAACUCAGGAAAAGGAUGUCUUUAUCAGACAAGCUUCAGGAAAGAAUCUUAAGUCCCUGAUGGGGUCAUUCCAGAUUGUCCUCUUCAUCAAUAAAUAUGCUAAGAGGCAUGAGACCUUCAUAAAUAUUGUGGAAAGCAGGGUUGGAGAUGUAUUUGAUGCUAUUUACACAAGAUGUUCCUAUAAAAAUGAUAAUAAAGUAGUUGAUUACAGCCAAAUAUAUGAAGAUUUCUGUAUCAAAACAGAAGAUAUUGACAAUAAAGUAGCCGUACUAUGACCUAUAAAUAUGGAAACAGAAGAAGUCAAAGAUCGAGAGAGAGAAGAACUUCUGUUUAUUGAUAACACUCAGAAUUACUGAUAUAAAAAUAUCAUUGCUGAAUGUAUUCCAAUGAAUUCCAAUGCAUGAAGAAAUCCCCUAAGUAUUCUCUUUGCUUCAUUAAGAAAUGAUGUUUUUAAUGCGAAUGAUGCCAAUCAAUCUAAUAGCAAAGGAACAAGCAGCAAAAUGAUGACCUUCGCAAGGCUCACAAGAUUCUUAAACAUUAUGAUGAAUGCUUUUGAAGAAGAAGCUAGCAAAUCUUCUUCAAAAUCAGACAAAUCUGAGGAGGAAGAUUUCUCAUUCAUUAAAGGAUUUAAAGCUUUACAGAAGUUAAUAACAAAGGGAAACAAUUCUACACUAAAGACAGCUUUAUUUUCAACUAAUAAGAUAUCUCAAGCAGUUAAUCUGCAGAAGGCAAAGGAAGAUAAGGUCUUAAAGCUUAGAUCUGAAAAAUAAGAAAAAAUAUAAGUCUCAAUUGGAGAGAGAAGAAAUUCAUAAGAAAUUUAUUGAGUAUAAUUUUCACCUGGCUAAGACAAACUCCUAUAUAAAUUUGAAGAGUCAGAAUGUCCAUACUAGUCGCCAUGUGAAUCAAUAUUACAAUGAUUUUUAUUAUGAACUAAUAGAGAAAGAAGAGGAGGAUAUUGAAGAGAAGCAGAACAUUAGCAGCCAAAUUGAUCAUCUGCUAGUCCAGUUCCAAAACUUCAAAAUUCCAGAUAUGACAGACAUGAGCCUAAAUUCUACAAGGCUCUAUUUGAACAGGUUUGUUGCACUAGACCAUGUUAUAUUUUAAAACAAGAGUAAACUCAAUUUU